GUGCUGGGUGCUGGGUCCUUUGGGUAUGUGAGACGGGCAGUUGAUCAGCAGUCUGGACGGGAGGUGGCCAUCAAGGUGAUGAGCAAGAAGGCAUUGGGAGAGCGCGUUUCCAUGGUAGAAAACGAGGUGGUUUUGCUCAAGACGCUUGAUCAUCCAAACGUGGUGCGAUUCAUAGACUACUAUGAAUCUCCAAGCUCAUUUUAUCUCGUUACAGAGCUUGCUACAGGUGGAGAGCUGUUUGACCGGAUAGUGGAGAAGGUUGUUUUUACGGAAAAAGACGCCAAAGCCGUUGUGUUGCAGCUGGUGGGGGCCCUUAAUUACCUCCAUGAAAACAACAUUGUGCACCGUGACAUCAAGCCCGAGAACAUUCUGUACAGGACCCAGGACCCUGACAGCGAUGUUGUUUUGGCGGAUUUCGGGAUAGCGAAAAAGCUCAGCCAUUCCGAGCCGUAUAUCCGCGAUCAUGCCGGUUCUUUUCUAUACGCGGCACCAGAGACUUAUACGCACGAAAUGUACGGCUACAAAGCAGAUAUAUGGUCCCUUGGGGUGGUAUGCUAUAUAUUGAUGUGCGGCUAUAGUCCGUACGAUGCCAACACUGUGGACGACUUUCUGCGGGUAGUGGAGGAGCCGUUGAAUUUUGACGACAGUAGCUGGGACAAUGUGGGCGAAGAAGCCAAGGAGUUUGUCCUCUGUUGUCUGGACACGCGCCAGGAAACGCGAUUUCCAGCUUGGCGACUUCUGCAACAUCCGUGGCUGACGAGCGACAACACCCAGAAAGAGAUCAAUCUGAUUUCGAACCUCCGGGACGGCUACUCUGCCAAGAAGAAGCUGAAGGCUGUGAUCCACAUGGUGCUGAUCCGGAAAAGGUUCCAACAGUUGCGAAGCCUGACUGGCGAGGAAGAAUUCGAGCUGGAAGAGCCGUAUCUAUCAGACCCUGACAAAUCGCGGUUGCUGGGCGAUGCGUUCCGCAACCUUGUUUAUGCCGCCAAGGACAACAAGGAGAAGGUCAUCAAAUACCAAAUGGACGAUGCAGGCCGAUGA
Molecule: messenger RNA, 1041 nt
Organism: Ogataea polymorpha
Lineage: Eukaryota; Fungi; Ascomycota; Pichiomycetes; Pichiales; Pichiaceae
Exons: 1
Biological process (GO): cellular response to oxidative stress; protein phosphorylation
Molecular function (GO): ATP binding; calcium/calmodulin-dependent protein kinase activity
Source: RefSeq, a predicted model, not a curated record